Messenger RNA from Parascedosporium putredinis, 1242 nucleotides. The record is from the annotation of a GenBank genome assembly. Lineage: Eukaryota; Fungi; Ascomycota; Sordariomycetes; Microascales; Microascaceae.
AUGGUCAAGUCCGCCUACAUUGCCAGCCUUUUGGCUGCCUGUGCCACUCCGGCCGUUGGUCAACUGCACCAACUCGCCGUCAAUGCCGGUCUCAAGUACUUCGGUACAUGCCUUGACAACUCCCACACCAGCGACGCUGCGUUGAUGGCCAUCAUCAACAACAGCGCCGAGGUUGGCCAGCUCGUUCCCGAGAACGGCCAGAAGUGGGCCUACGUCCAGCCUACGCAAAACAGCUUCACCUACACCACCGCCGAUGUCAUCCCCAACCUUGCCACCUCCAAGAACCUCGUCCUUAGGUGCCACACCCUCACCUGGCACAGCCAGCUCCCCAACUGGGUUGCCAACGGCUCGUGGACCAAGGCCCAACUCCAGGCCGUCAUCGAGGCUCACAUCGCCAACGUCAUGGCCCACUACAAGGGCAAGUGCUACGCCUGGGACGUAGUCAACGAGGCCGCCGACGACAGCGGUGCUUGGCGCGACAGCGUCUUCUACCGCGUCAUGGGCACCGACUUCCUGCCCAUCUCCUUCAAGGCUGCCAAGGCCGCCGACGCCAACACCAAGCUCUACUACAACGACUACAACCUUGAGUACAAUGGCGCCAAGACCGACCGCGUCGUCGAGGCCGUCAACAUCAUCAAGGCCGCCGGUGCCCCCAUCGACGGUGUUGGUCUCCAGGGCCAUCUCAUCGUCGGCAGCACGCCUUCUCGCGCUAACCUUGCCACUGUCCUCCGCCGCUUCACCGCCCUUGGCGUCGAGGUUGCCUAUACCGAGCUUGACAUCCGCCACUCCUCCGUCCCCGCCUCCUCCUCCGCCCUCACCACCCAGGCCAACGACUAUGCCAACGUUGUCGGUUCUUGCCUUGACGUCACCGGUUGCGUCGGUGUCACCGUCUGGGGUAUGUCGGACAAGUACUCGUGGGUGCCCUCGACCUUCAGCGGUGCGGGCGAGGCUCUCCUCUACGAUUCCAACAUGAACAAGAAGGCCGCCUGGACUGCCGUCUCCAGCGUUCUCGCCGCCAAGGCUACCGGCACCGCCAAGCCCAGCAGCACCACCACCACUCUCGUCACUUCCACCAAGGCCACCUCCACCACCGCCGCGCCUGCCACCACCACCACCGCUUCCUCUUCGACCGGCCAGGCUCGCUGGGGACAGUGCGGCGGCAUCGGCUGGACCGGCCCUACCACCUGCCAGUCUCCUUACACUUGCCAGAAGCAGAACGACUGGUACUCUCAGUGCCUCUAA